This is a messenger RNA of Oryza brachyantha (malo sina), 2016 nucleotides long. Its product is annotated as dolabradiene monooxygenase-like. The record is from RefSeq and is a predicted model, not a curated record. The transcript has 2 exons. Gene Ontology annotation, molecular function: oxidoreductase activity, acting on paired donors, with incorporation or reduction of molecular oxygen; iron ion binding; heme binding. The coding region runs from base 23 to 1438 and encodes 471 amino acids. NCBI's taxonomy places the organism in Eukaryota, Viridiplantae, Streptophyta, Magnoliopsida, Poales, Poaceae.
UCCACCUUGCUUGCGAGCAAUAAUGGAGAUCGUGCUGCCAUUGUUAGGUUGCGUCCUCGUGGCGGCGCUCCCGCUGAUCUUCCUCCUCUUCAAGAGGUGCUGCUGCUCGUCGACGACGGAUGCAGACAAGCGGCUGCGGCUUCCGCCGGGGCCGUGGCGGCUGCCGCUCGUCGGGAGCCUCCACCAUGUCCUGCUGUCGCGCCACGGCGACCUGCCGCACCGGGCGCUGCGGGAGCUCGCCGGCAGGUACGGCCCGCUCAUGAUGCUCCGGUUCGGCGCCGUGCCGACGCUCGUGGUGUCGUCGGCCGAGGCGGCGAGGGAGGUGCUCAAGACGCACGACGAGGCCUUCUCCAGCCGGCACCUGACGCCCACGCUCGCCGUCUUCACCCGCGGCGGCCGCGACAUACUCUUCUCCCCGUACGGCGACCUGUGGCGCCAGAUACGGAGGAUCUGCGUGCUCGAGCUCUUCAGCGCGCGCCGCGUCCAGUCGCUGCGCCUCGUCCGCGCCGUCGCCGACGAGUGUGCCGCGGGCUGCGCCGGUGGUGGUGGCGUUGGCGGCGCCGUCGUCCCCAUCGGCGAGAUGGUGUCCCGCAUGGUGAACGAUUCCGUCGUGCGCUCCGCCGUCGGUGGCAGGUGCGCCCGGCGGGAUGAGUUCCUCCAUGAGCUCGAGGUCGUCGUCAAGCUCACCGGCGGGUUUAACCUGGCGGACCUGUACCCGUCGUCGCCGUUGGCGCGCUGGCUCAGCGGCGCGCUUCAGGAAACCGAGCGGUGCAACCGGAGCAUACGUGCCAUCAUGGACGACAUCAUCCGCGAGCGUGCGGCUGCAGGCACCGAGGACGGCGGCGACGGCGACGGCGAGGAGGACCUCCUCGGCGUGCUGCUCAGACUGCAGAAGAACGGCGGCGUGCAGUGCCCACUCUCCACUGACAUGAUUGCCACCAUCAUCAUGGAAAUCUUUUCGGCUGGGAGCGAGACAACAUCAACGACGCUUGAUUGGGCACUGUCAGAACUAGUGAAAAAUCAACCAGUCAUGGAAAAGGCCCAAGCAAAGCUAAGGAAGAUGUUCAAGGGACAAGACAGGCUAACCGAAGAUGGCAUUAGCAAACUAAGCUACCUACAUCUGGUGAUAAAGGAGACGCUUCGUCUACAUGCGACGGGCCCAUUCCUUCUUCCUCGGGAGUGUCAUGAGCCAUGCAACAUCAAGAGCUACGACAUUCCUGAAGGUACUAGAGUGCCUGUGAACGCUUGGGCUAUAGCAAGAGAUGCUAUGUACUGGGAAGAUGCUGAGAUUUUUAAGCCAGAGAGGUUCACAAUAAAUCUUGUUGAUUUCAAAGGUAAUAACUUCGAAUACAUCCCUUUUGGUGCGGGUAGGAGGAUCUGUCUAGGUAUAACACUUGGGUUAACCAGCAUGGAGCUUGUGCUUGCAAGCCUCCUCUAACACUUUGAUUGGGGGCUUAUUGAUGACAAGAGGUCUGAAGAGAUCGACAUGUCCGAGGCAUUUGGAAUUACUGUUCAUAGGAAGGCCAAACUCAUGCUACAUGCAACGCCACAUUUUCCAUAUUUGCAUUGACAAUGUUCACUGUACUAGAUGCUACAACCUAGAGCAGUUACUCCCGAUAGUAGUGUAUAGGGUCAUGUGAUAUCUUGUUGUAAGAUUUAAUUAUAACAAAUAUAAUGAUAUAAUCAUAUACCGAUUGUAUAAAUAGGUAAAAAGGAAAAGAUAUUUUGAAUGUCGUUGCACGGACGGUUAAUGUGUAUGACAUGCAUCAACUGCUAUGCGCGCAGACUGGAGGGGGAAGCUUUUUGAUUGACACUCGGAAUCUGAUUAUAUCUACAACCACACCGUCCUUUUGCAGCCUCCGCCCUUCGGCAUUGCCAUUAGUUAACUAGAGAAGAGUACCUUUAACGGUCUCUUGGUAAAUAUGAAUGCACUCAAGCUAGUAAGGCAAGUUAGCGGUUGUCUUAAUGUAUUUUAUUGGCUUUAAAUAGCAAAGAUGUCGUUCUAUGAGAGGAUUC